CUUUACAGCUACCCGCCCUAACUAUCCCUCCCUCUAAACAAUCCCAACCCGAUAAUGAUCUUUUCCCGGUGAUCCUACACCGAAGCAAAAUAAUGCGGAUACGCAAACCUUUCGCUGGCGUGUUCCUGGGCAUAUGCCUCAUAGCUGCACUCGCGGGCUUCUCGCCGCCGACCUACUCAAUCCCGCAGUAUAAGCAGAGCGACAAAGCACUGCAUUUCCUCGCCUUCUUCCUACUUACAAUAUCCUUCUACUGGAUCCUUGAAACAAGUCGGAGAAAAGUACUGCAGUUGACCUUUACAGUCUGUACUGUAGGAUUAGGCUUCGCGAGUGAGAUUGUCCAGGGCUUGUUGCCGAUCCAUCGCGAUUUCGAUUACUACGAUGUUGUUGCGAAUAUGCUUGGCUCGAUGUUGGCGCUAGCACUGUGUAACUGGUACCAUAAACGAAUGUUAGAGAGAAAACGGGCGGCCCGUAGUUAUGCUGCUGUUGCUGGGGAUGAUAUCGAUGAAAGAGAUGUUGAACUUGGUGAGAGCAUUGGGCAACAAGAAUCAGGAGUCCUGAGACCUUCCGGGACCGCUUCCGUGGAGGAAGAGCUGGAUCAUUGGGAUGAGAACGCAGAGGAUUGGGAAGACACUGAUGUUCCUGAGACUUCGAACGCACAAGCCAAUGGACACGAUAGCGGAGGAGACAUAGGUGUAGCGGACACGAAACGGAAUGAUUGAAAUGAACUGAAACGGAUGUACGGUUUCUAGCGGCCAUAUCUAGGCGUUUGUUUGCUUGUUUGAAUAUGGAUACCAAUACCAGAACUAAUAUGCUUUCACACUCUGUAUUAUAA
Molecule: messenger RNA, 832 nt
Organism: Lindgomyces ingoldianus
Lineage: Eukaryota; Fungi; Ascomycota; Dothideomycetes; Pleosporales; Lindgomycetaceae
Exons: 3
Coding region: 93-719 (208 amino acids)
Source: RefSeq, a predicted model, not a curated record